Messenger RNA from Suhomyces tanzawaensis NRRL Y-17324, 795 nucleotides. RefSeq lists its product as uncharacterized. Gene Ontology annotation, cellular component: nucleus; cytoplasm. Bases 1 to 795 code for a protein of 264 amino acids. Lineage: Eukaryota; Fungi; Ascomycota; Pichiomycetes; Serinales; Debaryomycetaceae. The record is from RefSeq and is a predicted model, not a curated record. Gene Ontology annotation, molecular function: heat shock protein binding. The transcript has a single exon.
AUGACUGUGCCCUUCGACAUAGAUCCCUACGACACGCUUGGCGUCUCCAAGGAUGCUUCCCCCAUCGCCAUCAAAAAGGCCUACAAGAAGCUCUGCUUGAAGCACCAUCCUGACAAACUCCAGCAACACCACCACCAGCAACAGGACGACGAUACCUUUCCCAAACUACAAUUUGCAUACAGUAUACUUAGUGACGCCUCGAAACGACAACGGUACGACAGCACAGGCUCGUUGGAAGACGGCGCUGACGAGUCUGGGUUCGACUGGAAGGAAUACUUCGACAACAUCAACGACAAAAUCACGGUGGAAAUGAUCGACGAAGACAGGGCAACCUACCAAGGCUCGGAUGAGGAACGCGACGACAUCAUCACCAACUUCAUCUACUACGAAGGCGACUUCUUGAAGUUGUUCGAGGUGAUUCCUCACCUCGAAUUUACAGAAAGCGAGGAGCAACGGGUGUUCACCAUCAUUGAGGAUGCUGAUACCAUCGAUAAGGAGGCGUUGAAGACGUGGGGCAAGUACAAGAAGAGCCGCAAGACCAAAGUCAAGCAGAUGUUGAAGAAAUUGGCCAAGGAGGCCAAAGAGGCCCUUGAGUUGGAGAAAUCCAUCAAGAACAAGGACUCUGGUAAAGACUUGGCGCUGCUCAUUAAGAGCAGACAGUCGGGCCGUUUGGACAACUUGAUCAGCUCGUUGGAGAGUAAAUAUGGCGGCAAGAGAGGCAAAAAACGGGACGAGAUUGACGACGACGAGUUCGAGCGAAUCCAGAGAGGCUUGAAGAAGAAGCGCUCCAGCUAA